Messenger RNA from Acyrthosiphon pisum (pea aphid), 2835 nucleotides. Its product is annotated as THAP domain-containing protein 1-like. The record is from RefSeq and is a predicted model, not a curated record. The transcript has 3 exons. The coding region runs from base 1173 to 1889 and encodes 238 amino acids. NCBI's taxonomy places the organism in Eukaryota, Metazoa, Arthropoda, Insecta, Hemiptera, Aphididae. Gene Ontology annotation, molecular function: sequence-specific DNA binding.
UAUCCAUUCUUUAAUAUCUAUGACUGCCAUCUGGCUUACCCAUAGACCUAUAAAAGAAUAUCUUUUAUAGGUCUAUGGGCUUACCACGUCGUUUCGUGGUAAUAUAUCAUCUAAGCUUACCCAUUGAACUAUAUGAUAACUGGAAUGCUCACCAGCGGCCAUAAGACCAAUGUAAACAUAACCGAGAUCGCGUGUCAGAAAAAGACAGCAGAUAAGAAUGGUGCUGCCACAGAAUAACCAGAAUGGACACUCGCUGAGCACUCAAAAAUCUGUUCAAUUUGGUGAAAUAUCAGUGUAUCCAUGUAUAUAAUAAAAAUGUAGAAUUCUUUUUGCCUGGUCACACUGAUAAGGGUUUGUUUACUUACCACGAUUAAAGAUAGUAUUAUCUAUAGCCGUGUUACUUACUAACACGAUUUAAGAUAUAUCUUAAAUCGUGCUUACUUACGACCACGAUUUAAGAUAGUAUGGUUGCCCAUCGACCCAUUAGAAAAAUGUUAUCACACGGCAUACGGUUUGAAUCGAAAAGUCACGUGAUCUACGGGGACCCCCGCAUACAGCGCUCAUAUUGGUUCAAAUUAAAACUAAUAAAAAUUGUUAUGUUAUACCUAUAUACAAUAAAAAUAUAUACAGAGUGUUCCAAAUUUCGUGUGACAAAAGACCGAAAUUUGGAAGACCCUGUAUAAUGAUCAUAUUAUAUUAUAAAUUAUAAAAUAGGUCACUAGAAGCGCUAGUGCCCGGGGUCCGAUUUAAAUCCAAUGCCGUCUUAUCAUAGCUCGUUGGGCAACCAUACUAUCUUAAAUCGUGCUUACGACAUCAGCUGUCCAUAUAGCUGCCUCUGUUCGGGCAUUGAUUAUAGAAUAUAUUAUUCUAUAAUCAAUGGUUCAGGGAAUAACAGUCGCGCUAGAAACAAAGAAUAAUGGGAAUUAUCUUUCUAACGGCAGCACUGAUAUUCCACCAGGUGUUGCAAAUCUGUGCCCCAUAAGAACCCAUGUUAAACUGAAAAGGUGUCUCUUCUGGUUCUAUUCUGUGGUGCUGCUAUCUUUUUUUAUCACACUUAAAAAUAUGAUUGCUUACCAAUAAAUAAUAAUAUUAUCCUUCGUUUAACGUUUUAUUCUAUGUUUUAAAUUUCUAAACUUUAACUUAAAUAAAAUUCAAAUAGUGGACAAGUUAAGAUGGUGAAUUUUUGUAGUGGUUUUGAUUGUACUAGCUCAAGUGACGUUAGGAAAGACCUGUCAUUUCACAAGUUCCCUCUUAAAGAGAAAGAGAGGCUUCAACAAUGGGUACAUGCUGUUCGAAGAAAGGAUUUUAAACCUACUUCCAGCUCGACAUUAUGUAGUUUACAUUUUAAAGAAACUGACUUCUAUUCUGCUGUUGUCAGUGGGAAAAAAAUGUUAAAAAAAUCUGCUGUACCAACUGUAUUUAAUUUCCCAAUUCAUUUAACAACAAAAAUAAAAGAAAGAAGAAUCCUGCAACGAGAAGACACAACCACAACAAUAGCCGUUCAUAAUACUGAAAAUACAUCUACUUGUGAAACAGAGACCAAAUUUGUAGACAUUGGCGUACAGACUAAAUUAACUGUGGAAGAGUUAGACAGAACAUUACAAGAUUUACAUCGAGACAAGAGGAUUUUGCAACAGAAAUUAAUUAGAAGAGAUAAGCGAGUAAGUAGUAUGCAUGAAAUGUUAAAUUUAUUGAAAAAUAAUCACUUAAUUGGAGAUACUGUUGAAGAUAUUUUUAAGAACCAAUUUGAUUCUUCUCUACCUUUUGCUUUAUUUAAAAAUGAACUUGCUAAUGUAAAUAAUGCUUUAAAUCACAAAUCAUACUCAGAAGAAAUACGGGAAUUUUGUUUAACAUGCAUUUUUAUUCCCCACGAGCAUAUGAGUUUAUAAGGCAAAGAAGUACACUACCAGAUGAAUAAUCUAAGACCGUGUGGACGCGUAUCAUACGCACGCGUUUUCAUUUUACAUUGAUUAAGUUCAUACGCGCCAAACCGGCGAGGGAAACGCGCCAUCGUCAGAGUAUGAUACGCGUCCAUGUGAAAGGGCUCUUAGUAUUACACUCUUGUUAUUGUUUAUGUCGUACAAUGCAUGAGCGUGUAUAAAAAUAUCUAUCGAUAUAUUUUCAGAUUUCUAGAAAACAAUUUCACAUACCUACUCGCGCUCCACGUUUUUUGGGUUUGUAAUAACGUUAUAAGGGUCAUUAGCUGAGUUUGAACAAAAAAUUGAUGGACCGGUGUACUCGGUACCGGAACUUAACUUCAGACGUACAGAUGCCAGAUGGUAAAUGUAAGAUGAAACAUUACCUACGAAAUAAUAAAAUUAUAUAAAAAAGUAAAAACAAUAACUUGGAUAAUAUUGUCAUUAAAAAAUGUACCAAACUUAGUUUACACUUAAGUUUUUAACUACUUAACCGAACCGUGUCGUUAAUGAUUUGUUUCCUAAGUCAAAUAAAUGAAUCAGAAAAUAACUUAAAAAAUAAACCACUCCUGAUAUAAUACAUUCAGAUAUGUGUUAAUUUUACCUAAUUAUAAUUUAUCUUCAACAAAUAGCGGUAGGACAAGUAACGGAACUGAAACUUUUCAUAAACAUUUUAAUGCAUAAUUUUAUAAUCAAAAAAAAAAAAUUGACCUAUAAUAUCCACUUUAAUAUACAUAGGAAUAUCACAAUAUCCAAUAGGUACUUAUAACGCGUUAUACAUCAACAACAAACCGUGAAACCGUGAUACUAUCAUAGAUAUAUAAUAGUAAAAGCUGAGCAGAGACAGUUUGCCAGUCUGGAUAUUUUAUAUUGUUAUUAUUUAUUUUAUCGUGUAAGUUGAAUUAAUAUUAAGAUAUUU